AUGCCUCGCGCCUCGCGGCGCGCCGCGUCCUCCUCCGACGCUUCGUCGGAGGAGGACGUCGCGUCCGCGGCGGCCGAGCGUGUUCGUGACGAACACGCUCCAUCGCUCAAGUACGUUCCCGGUUCGAGUGGUAAAGCGCAGCGCGCGCGCGCGAAAUUGCUUCGUAACGCGUCGAGACGCAAGCGAGAGCAGCGCGCUGAGCGACGCUCACCGUCGGCGUCGCCGUCGGAAUCGUCGCCGACGCCGCGCGACGCUCGCACCGCGACGAAUGUCGUCGAACUGCGCGCGCUGCUCGAGCGAAUCAGCCUGACGGAGCUCGAGCGCGAGACGUUCGUCGCGCGCCGCGGCGAGGACGGCGACGUCAAAGUCUGCGAAGCGAGCGCGUUCGUCGAGUCAGUGCGACGGAAUGAGGCGCGACUGCGGGACGUCGAGCGAGUGGAGAUGCUCGGAAACGACGACGAUGAUGAUGGUUAUGUAAUUUGGCCCAGGAAUGAUGGGACGGCGCGACAGAUGCGGUACGAAGACGCGACGGCGGCUCGAUGCGCGUUGGACCACGCGCCGAGCGAAGUCUGGGAGCGGAUUUUCGGCUUUCUUAAUCUGCGAGAUGCGGUGCGAUUGGCGGCCACGUGUAAAUCGACGUGGAUAUUGUCCCAGCGAGAAUUCAUGCGGGACAAGCGGUAUGAGUCGAUGUUUGGUCGCGCGCGGGCGUCGGCGGAGGAGGGUGCCGACGGCGACCGCGCGAUGGUGGUUUCAUUUCUCUCCAGCGAGCGGUGGCUCGGGGAAUCCCACGUGGGCGAGACGAAGUUUCCGAAACCCGUCCAUUUUGGCGUCGGUCCGAGUUUUGUGCGCGGAUUGAUCGCGGACGAAACGACGGUGACGUCGUUCGAUCGGGAAAAGGUGAAGAUUUGGUACCACGGCGCUCGCGGCGACGACGACGCGGGCGGGCGUUUGGCGUCGUUAUUCGUCGAGAAGAAGAGUUCGGCAACGCGCGGACUUACCGCAUUAGCUAUCAAUCAGUCGAGCAUCGUCGCGGGGGACGACGGCGGUCGAUUACGGAUAUGGCAGAGCGACACAUUGGAGUACGUGCAGCGCAGAGCGCACGCCAUUGCAAACGAUUACGCCGUAACGGCGCUUUGCGGCAUUCCUGCGACGUCGCUCGUAGUUUGUGCUAGCGCGAAGAGUACAAAUUUAGAAAUUUGGGACACCGAAGAAGUCGCGAGCGUGACUUCAAUCGCGCUUGGGGACCUGGUGCACGAUGGCGAUGGCGGUAACGCGCAUCACGGAGCCACAUGCAUGAGCAUGUUCGGCGGAAACUCCUAUUCAAACCGCUCGUACAUCGGCGGCGCCACGUCUCGUCUCUGGGCUGGAACGACUUUUCAAAAAGUCGUGGGCGUUGACUUGAAUCGCGCGACUUUUGUCGAUACGCUCAAUCUUCCCGAGUCGUAUGCAAGCGAGGCAGAGAUCCGAGCCAUCGCGGUGAAUGGUCCGUUGAUAGCCGCCGUCGUGGCGGAUGGCGCCGUGAUGUGGGAUCGCAGAGCCAUGCCACACGAACAAGUUGUCGCGACGUUUGCGUCGCCGUUUUCGCACAUUGCGGGCGCGUCGGAGCAAUCAAGUUGCAUCGAUUUGGAAGAUUUCGCGCUUUGGAUGUCGAAUCCAGGAGACCCAGGGGUGAGCAUGUUUGACAUUCGAAAAACGUUCGGGCCGCCGCGCAAGCAAGAACGAUGGGUAUCGUCGCUGACGACGAACGCAGUCACAAAUAUCUUGCGUCCUCGCGCACGCACGCGUGGAUUUAGUGAAGAGGUCAACGUCGGAUGUUUUGCGCGCGUUGCCGGCGCUCCUGGUGCAGUGAUCGUUGCACCCGACUCUGACUCCAGCGAGGCGCGAUGUUCGAUAUUUUUGCACAAAAACGAGAUGCCCUCGAUGGUUGACAUCGAGACCAUGGCGAACGAGUUCGACGAUCAGUGGCGUUCGAGACGAGCUCGCAAGCAAGGCAAGCCGCCUCAACCGAAAUCGCGCGGUCGAUAUCCGAAGAGGAGCAGUUAA
This is a messenger RNA of Ostreococcus lucimarinus CCE9901, 2043 nucleotides long. RefSeq lists its product with no specific name. The transcript has a single exon. Bases 1 to 2043 code for a protein of 680 amino acids. The record is from RefSeq and is a predicted model, not a curated record. Gene Ontology annotation, molecular function: protein binding. NCBI's taxonomy places the organism in Eukaryota, Viridiplantae, Chlorophyta, Mamiellophyceae, Mamiellales, Bathycoccaceae.